UCCCGAAGCAGGCUUCACCAAUCCGGGCUCUGGCUCCAUCCCCUGCUCGGCGUCCCACAGGCCGGCGCUAAUAAGUCUCUUUAGCUGUCCGGUAAUGGGGAAGUGAGCCGGAGACGCCGCCUGCUGCGUGAAGAGCCGAGAGGAAGUUGCGGGGAAGGACCGGACCGCACCGCACGGAGACAGACGCAUCAUCCCACAGUUGCUGUUGUUGAGCAGCCCGGAAAACGCGCAGAGUGAUGGAGAGAAAGCGUCCCGGCAUGCCGUCUGGAGCGAGAAUGCCCCACCAGGGAGCUCCCAUGGGCCCCCCCGGGCCGCCGUACGGGGGCAGCCCGGCGGUGCGGCCCGGCCUGCCCUCCCCGGUGAUGGAGCCCAGCCGGAAGAGGCCGGCCCCCUCCCAGCAGGUCCAGCAGCAGCAGCAGCAACAGCAGCAGCAGCAGGCCGUCCAGAACCGAUCCAGGAAGAAGCCAGUUGGAUUCCCUGGAGCCAAUGAGAUGCCGGCGAGGCAGAUGGACAUGAGAGAGCCCCAAUCAGAUCCCACGCUCGGAUCAAAUGCUAAGAGAAGGAAAAUGGCAGACAAGAUUCUUCCGCAAAGGAUCCGUGAGCUGGUCCCGGAGUCUCAGGCCUACAUGGAUCUGCUGGCCUUCGAGCGCAAACUGGACCAGACCAUCAUGCGGAAACGCGUGGACAUCCAGGAAGCCCUGAAGAGACCAAUGAAGCAGCAAAAGCGUAAACUGAGGCUCUACAUCUCCAACACCUUCAACCCGGCCAGACCCGACGCUGACGACUCAGACGGCAGCAUUGCAUCAUGGGAGCUGCGGGUGGAGGGCAAAUUGCUGGAUGAUCCCGGAAAGCAGAAGAAGAAGUUUUCAUCGUUUUUUAAGAGCCUGGUGAUCGAGCUGGACAAAGACCUGUACGGUCCCGACAACCACCUGGUUGAGUGGCACCGCACACCCACCACCCAGGAAACUGACGGCUUCCAGGUGAAGCGGCCGGGAGACGUGAGCGUGCGCUGCACGCUGCUGCUGAUGCUGGACUACCAGCCUCCCCAGUUCAAGCUGGACCCCCGCCUGGCUCGCCUGCUUGGCAUUCACACCCAGACCCGCUCCUGCAUCAUCCAGGCCCUCUGGCAGUACGUGAAGACCAACAAGCUGCAGGACUCCCACGACAAGGAGUACAUCAACUGUGACAAGUACUUCCAACAGAUUUUUGACUGCCCCCGACUGAAGUUCUCCGAGAUCCCUCAGCGCCUCACCAACCUCCUGCUGCCUCCGGACCCCAUCGUCAUCAACCACGUUAUCAGCGUGGAUCCCAACGACCAGAAGAAGACGGCGUGCUACGACAUUGACGUAGAGGUGGAAGACCCCCUGAAGAGCCAGAUGAGCAGCUUCCUCCUCUCCACUGCCAACCAGCAAGAAAUCGCCUCGCUGGACAAUAAGAUACACGAGACCAUCGAGUCCAUCAACCAGCUGAAGAUCCAGAGGGACUUCAUGCUCAGCUUCUCCAGGGAUCCAAAGGGCUACAUCCAGGACUGGCUCAAAUCCCAGAGCCGAGACCUCAAGUUGAUGACAGAUGUGGUAGGAAACCCUGAAGAGGAGAGGAGGGCGGCGUUUUACCACGAGCCCUGGUCCCAGGAAGCUGUCAGCCGCUAUUUCUACUGCAAGAUCCAGCAGAGGAGGCAGGAGCUGGAACAGGCUCUCGCCGUCCGCAACACCUAAGCAGAGGAGGCCUUCUGGAUUUCAAAGCUUGUCUCGUGUGUGUGUGUGUGUGUGCGUGUGCGUGUGCGUGUGCGUGUGCGUGUGUGUGUGU
Molecule: messenger RNA, 1806 nt
Organism: Cololabis saira (Pacific saury)
Lineage: Eukaryota; Metazoa; Chordata; Actinopteri; Beloniformes; Belonidae
Gene: smarcd3b
Product: SWI/SNF related, matrix associated, actin dependent regulator of chromatin, subfamily d, member 3b
Exons: 14
Coding region: 237-1715 (492 amino acids)
Biological process (GO): regulation of transcription by RNA polymerase II
Cellular component (GO): nucleus; SWI/SNF complex
Source: RefSeq, a predicted model, not a curated record